UAAAUCAAACGAAAAAUGCAUUUACAGUCAGCCCAUUAGGCCGUGACUAGGGGACACACAUUUUAUACGGACAUGAUGAACAUACACCACGGUGCCUGGCUGUUGGCUACAGCAGUAUUUACUGCUGUUGUAACGUCUGUCUACGGAUUCAUUGAACCCGUUGCUAUGCCGGAAAGCCUUGACGACUGUUAUAAGUUCCGUACUAAGAACCUCAGCAUCACAUAUAUCCCUUCACAGGACAUAAAUAUGUUUUGUAUAACGCACUUUCUCUACUCCACCGCCCAUCUCCGCCCUCAGCGUCCGAUCUCCAACGAAACUAUAGCGUACGCACAGGAACUAUUUCGUCAACUUCUUGCGCAGCACAACCCGGAGGAAGGACAUCGUGUGAAGAGGCAAUUCAACAAUGUCCGACAGGAAGUUCGUACACUCAGUAGACCUCAGUGGAAUCUCUUUACCAACAGGAUAAAUCGGCUCAAAAACCUUCAGGUAGGAAAUGGAAUGAAUCGUUAUGAUUCGAUAGCGGAUAUUCAUAGACUCGUUGUUGGCUCGGCACACAACGGACCUAAUUUCUUGGGAUGGCAUAGAAUAUACCUCUUAAUAUUACAAAUUGCGUUGGGUGGUGUUCCCAUUCCUUACUGGGAUAGUCGGCUUGAUUUCCGUAUGACCGAACCAACCGAUUCAGUACUUUGGACCUCUGAAUUCUUCGGGAACGGUUUUGGAGCUGUAACGGAAGGUCCUUUUGCAAAUUGGCAAACUCCAGGAGGAUCUGCUCUCAUCCGAAAUAUAGGAAACGAUGGAUCACUUGUUAAUGAUGAGGGUUUUAAUGCAGUUUUAACGAGAAGAUUUCACCGGGAGAUCGUUGAGCCAAGUAACAAUCCCAUGUUUAGUCUGGAAGGUCACCACAACAGCCCACAUGUAUGGGUGGAUGGUCAGUUAUCUGCCCCUGCCACAGCUGCCCAGGAUCCAGUCUUCUUCAUGCAUCACUCCUUCAUUGACUACUUCUGGAGUCUUUUUAGAGCGAGGCAAAGGUUGUUGGGUAUUAAUUCAGCAUUUGAUUACCCUCCAACUGCUAGUCCUGCACAGCAACCAUUUGCAAGAAUGAUACCGUUUAAUUUGCGUAAUAUUAAUGGGUACGCCGACUACUUUGCUAGUAUAUCUGUCUAUGCACCGUCGCCAACUUGUCCAGCGUGUGGGGGUAGUCCUUAUCUGGAAUGUGUAUCGGGGAGCUGUCGAUCUCGUGUAGGUAUGGCUCCAGGAGGAGGAGGUGGUAUGGCGAUGGCGGCAAGUUUCGCUGGAAGAGGUGCUAUGGGUGGGAUGGCUCGUGCAAGUAUCGGUGGACCUGAACGAGCACAGGCUACAGCGAGGGCAACAGGUGCUCUCCCAAUUGGUGGAAGGUUCCGUUCAGCUUUCCGAGAUCCAAGAACAAGAGGCGAUACCUUACCUAAUCGUCCAGAAACCCGAGCAAAGCGAAGUGCGCAUAUAGACAAUGAGACCACAAGCGACUCCAACGCAAACAAGGAUACAACACAGAUAAACAGACCGUAUCAGAAUACAUUUGUAUUGAACGGAGUAGCGAAUGCAAGUCUAUGGGCGUUCGUUCCUGUUCGAAUUAUCUUUGAGAGACCUCCCGAAGCUCAAUUCGAAUCUUACUUGAUACAGGACGGCAAACUUGUUAAAAGCUCAGAUAUGUUCUCGCGUGCAAACCAUACCGGUUACACGAUUGAGAUUAAGAAAAAAUUACCAGCGACCUACAAGAAAUGUCAUGUAUCCGGUUCCGGAGCGUCGAAAGUUUACGUCCAGACCGACGGUAUUGACUAUUCAGGCAGGUACAAGGAUUAUGCUGUAGUUGAUGAGAGAAUGCCUAUCUCUUCCUCUAUGACGUAUAUUGGGGUCAAAAAUCCAACUGAAGGGGCUGCUCAGUUCUACAUGACCGCGUUCGACUCGUGUGGACGUGUUUGUAGACCCCAGUGUCUCAUUAACGGAAUCUACCGACCAUGCUCAGGAGCUUUCCGUAUUACGUCAUCAUUACCGAAAAUGUACGGAAUUACAUUUGAGGACGCAGUAAAAGGCAUCUGGAAGAAAGGUGAAAGUCUUGGUGCAGAAUCGAAUGGAGCUGGAAUACCUGUAACGUUUCUUUGUGAAAUCCAAUAUUCCUGGCCAUGGAUCUCAGCAGCGAGCCAGUGAAAGUUCAAGGUCUUUGCCUUGACAAAUGGAUAAUCCGAAAUUGAUAUAACGACUGUUUGUGAAAUGAAAUGAUAUUUAAUGUAGUGAUACUGCAACUGGUAAUUGUUUAAACAAUAUGAAAUUUAAAUAAUUGAGACAAUAUUUUCCUUUUUAAUAUUUAUUUGAUUUCAUCUUUUCACAUUUGCUUAUUCUUUUUAAAAUUACAUCAUUCUCAUAUUACAUGUAAUUAAGUAAAUCCUGUCAUAAAACUGACUUCUUGUUCAUUGUUGAAUAUAUUGCAAAAAGUUAUGGUAUACACAUUUGCAAAAAAA
Mizuhopecten yessoensis (Yesso scallop) is the source of this 2495-nucleotide messenger RNA. Its product is annotated as tyrosinase-like protein 1. Gene Ontology annotation, molecular function: oxidoreductase activity. The transcript has 4 exons. The coding region runs from base 73 to 2184 and encodes 703 amino acids. NCBI's taxonomy places the organism in Eukaryota, Metazoa, Mollusca, Bivalvia, Pectinida, Pectinidae. The record is from RefSeq and is a predicted model, not a curated record.